GUGGCCAUUAGUGCGCGCAGAGACCGAGCGAGUGCAGGAGGAGGGAGGAGCACCCGGGCACAGAUGAGCGCACAAGGAAAAGAACGAGCGAGAGCAGGAGAGAGCUUUUAAGGGAUUUGCCGCUGAUUUGUAGAAUCUCACUGCUGUGAUAUUGCACUUUUUCUGCCCCCCCCCUCACCUCCCUCAACUCCUGCCCCACACUUUUUCCUCGACUCUGCCAUGAUACCCGAGCCUAAAGGCUGAGGAGUCAUUUGGGGUUUGCUGGAUCACAAUUAGACGUUUUUCGGUCUUGUCACUUUGGGCGAGUGAGAUGAUCAAGGAUUUAUUUUGGGUGUGCACAGGAGAGCCUUGCCUCUGAAAUAGAGUCCCACUUUGAAGCGAAUAUGGGUACGAGCACGUGCGAGGGAUAAAAUCUACCCUGGUCCAGAAGGUGGUGAAGAAUGGGCAGGUGUCAAAGGUAGAAGGGGAGGUGCGGCGCUGCAAGUCCCUCUGCCGGCCAGCAUCAUGACAUCGGAAGCCCUCUCAUCCCAUCACGGCAGCUGGCUCGGGAAAUGGUCCCGAGUGCUAUGGAUGCUGUCGCUGGGCACCCUUCCGGGUUUGCGGGCCCAACGGGGCACCCAGCCCCAAUCUCUCAAAAUCGAGGGGGACAUCACCCUCGGGGGGCUGUUCCCCGUCCACUCCCGAGGCCCAGUGGGGGUGCCCUGCGGAGACAUCAAAAGGGAAAAGGGAAUCCACCGUUUGGAAGCCAUGCUGUACGCCCUGGACCAGAUCAACGGCGACCCGGAUCUGCUGCCCAACAUCACGCUGGGAGCCCGAAUACUCGACACCUGCUCCAGAGACACCUACGCCUUGGAGCAAUCGCUCACUUUUGUCCAAGCCCUCAUUCAAAAGGACACGUCGGACGUGCGCUGCUCCAACGGGGAGCCUCCCAUCAUCCCCAAACCGGAGAGGGUGGUGGGCGUCAUCGGGGCCUCCGGCAGCUCCGUGUCCAUCAUGGUGGCCAACGUGCUUCGCCUCUUCUCGAUCCCCCAAAUCAGCUACGCCUCCACUGCGCCGGAGCUGAGCGACAAUAGUCGAUACGAGUUCUUUUCCCGUGUGGUACCUCCUGAUUCUUACCAGGCCCAGGCCAUGGUGGACAUCGUUAAAGCCAUGGGCUGGAACUACGUCUCAACACUAGCGUCAGAAGGCAACUACGGAGAGAGCGGAGUUGAUGCUUUCCUCCAAAUAUCCAGAGAAGCAGGGGGGCUGUGUAUCGCACAGUCCAUAAAAAUUCCUCGAGAGCCCAGACCUGGGGAGUUUGAAAAGAUCAUCAAGAGACUGAUGGAGACGUCGAACGCUCGCGGCGUCAUCAUCUUUGCCAACGAGGACGACAUCAAGCGAGUGUUGCAAGCCGCUAAGAAGGCCAAUCUGACCGGCCACUUUCUAUUUGUUGGCUCCGACAGCUGGGGGGCCAAGAACUCCCCCAUCCAAGACCAGGAGGAGGUGGCGGAGGGCGCCGUCACGAUCUUGCCCAAAAGAGCCUCGAUUGACGGAUUUGACCAGUACUUCACGUCAAGAUCUCUGGAAAACAACAGGAGAAACAUUUGGUUCGCCGAAUUUUGGGAGGACGACUUCAAGUGCAAACUAACACGGCCUGGAAUCAAAUAUGAGACCGACAGAAGAAAAUGUACAGGUGAGGAAAGAAUCAGUCGAGACUCCCAGUACGAACAGGAGGGGAAGGUGCAGUUUGUGAUCGACGCGGUGUACGCCAUGGCGCACGCCUUACACAGCAUGCACAUGGACCUGUGUCCCGGCUCCAUGGGCGUUUGCGACAAGAUGGACCCCGUGGAGGGACGGAUGCUGCUCCAAUACAUUCGCUCGGUCAAUUUCAACGGAAGCGCAGGAACGGGUGUGAUGUUCAACGAGAAUGGAGACGCACCCGGUCGAUAUGACAUCUUCCAGUACCAGCUUUCCAAUGUCAGUAACCCCGGCUAUAAAGACAUCGGCCAAUGGACAAACCACCUCCGACUCAACCCGGAGGAGAUGCAGUGGUCCGGCGGUGAGCGCAAGAUCCCAGAUUCCGUGUGCAGCUUCCCGUGCGAGCCCGGCGAGAGGAAGAAGAUGGUGAAGGGCGUUCCCUGCUGCUGGCACUGUGAGCUCUGCGACGGCUACCAGUAUCUCCUGGACGAGUUCAGCUGUGACAUGUGCCCGUUCGACAUGAGACCCCUGAGAAACCGUACCGGGUGCCGGCCCACGCCCAUCAUCAAGUUGGAGUGGAGUUCUCCCUGGGCCAUCAUCCCCGUCUUCCUGGCCAUCCUGGGCAUCCUGGCCACCACGGGCGUCAUCGGCACUUUCGUCCGCUUCAACGACACGCCGAUCGUCCGAGCCUCCGGCAGGGAGCUCAGCUACGUGCUGCUGACGGGCAUCUUCCUCAUUUACCUGAUCACCUUCCUCAUGAUCGCCGAGCCCAGCGUGGCGGUUUGCGCCUUCCGCAGGCUGCUUCUGGGGCUCGGAAUGUGCAUCAGCUACGCCGCCAUGCUGACCAAAACCAACCGGAUCUACCGCAUCUUUGAACAGGGCAAGAAAUCGGUGACGCCUCCAAAGUUCAUCAGUCCGACCUCUCAGCUCAUCAUCACCUUCAUUCUGAUCUCGGUGCAGGUACUCGGCGUGUUCAUUUGGUUCGGCGUGGUGCCCCCUCACACCACCAUCGACUACGAGGAGCAGAAGCCUCCCAAUCCCGAGUUUGCCCGAGGGGUCCUCAAGUGCGACAUGUCCGAUCUGUCCCUCAUCCUGUGUCUGAGCUACAGCAUCGUUCUGAUGAUCACCUGCACGGUGUACGCCAUCAAGAGCAGAGGAGUUCCCGAGACCUUCAAUGAGGCCAAACCCAUCGGCUUCACCAUGUACACCACCUGCAUCAUCUGGCUGGCCUUUGUACCCAUCUUCUUCGGCACCGCGCAAUCUACUGAGAAGAUGUUUAUCCAGACCACCACUCUGACAGUGUCCAUGAGUCUGAGUGCCACAGUGUCGCUGGGUAUGCUGUACAUCCCCAAAGUCUACGUGAUCAUCUUCCAUCCGGAGCAGAACGUACAGAAGCGAAAGCGUAGCUUCAAAGCCGUGGCGCAGGCAGCCACCGUUUCUACGCACCUGUCACAGAAAUCUAACGACAAACAGAAUGGCGAGUCGAAGAUUGAGCCAGACAGAUCACAGUAAAGGAGACUCAAAUGAGACGAUCAUGACAUCACAAGCGCCCUUACUGACACGAUCAACGAAACGGACGACUAACAAGCGUUUA
This is a messenger RNA of Hippocampus comes (tiger tail seahorse), 3271 nucleotides long. It is a transcript of the gene grm6b, whose product is annotated as glutamate receptor, metabotropic 6b. Gene Ontology annotation, biological process: G protein-coupled receptor signaling pathway. The record is from RefSeq and is a predicted model, not a curated record. Bases 505 to 3189 code for a protein of 894 amino acids. NCBI's taxonomy places the organism in Eukaryota, Metazoa, Chordata, Actinopteri, Syngnathiformes, Syngnathidae. Gene Ontology annotation, molecular function: G protein-coupled receptor activity. Gene Ontology annotation, cellular component: membrane. The transcript has 11 exons.